Molecule: messenger RNA, 3949 nt
Organism: Pyricularia oryzae 70-15
Lineage: Eukaryota; Fungi; Ascomycota; Sordariomycetes; Magnaporthales; Pyriculariaceae
Exons: 3
Coding region: 515-2929 (804 amino acids)
Biological process (GO): fungal-type cell wall organization; establishment of cell polarity; hyperosmotic response
Cellular component (GO): extracellular region; plasma membrane; site of polarized growth
Molecular function (GO): osmosensor activity
Source: RefSeq, a predicted model, not a curated record
UCCUUUCCUUCGCUACCCUAUCCUCGUCAUCGCCUUCCUCCACAAGCGAGCAUUCGACUGUUCGGCGACAAAGACUCUUCCAGUGCCGUGCCCUUCGUGUUUGUGAUUUUGAGAGAGCAUUUCCAGCUGGUUUUUUGGCCGGUUGGAUUUCUUCUCUCGAACGCGAACCUGGAAGGACCCUUGGGAAAGUCAUCGCGAGCUCACGGGAGCCUCCAUGCCAAGCUCAGUUCCCUCAUGAGACCCCAGACGCGACGACGGAUCUGAAGGACCAUUCCGAACCCUCUCGCAGACGAAUUUUCGUCGAUACGCUCUUUUAAAAAACCACCUAGAUACACGAUUAAGCCCUGGUGCUCAUACGUCCACUCACUUACACUCGUUCAGUGACAUCUUGUCAACCACAUUCGUUUUCAAUAAAUCACCACAAUAGCAAACUUGCCAAUCGUCUUUGCCACCCACGACCGAACAACUCGCAUGUCAUUCUAGGCUAUUGGUCAUCAGAACAACCGAAAACAGCAUGCACAACUUCUCGAAAUUGGCCGUGGCAUUUGUCGCGGCUGCCUCUUUCGCAAGCGCAGAACCCGAGACUAAGGCCAAGGUCGAGAGGCCCAUCAUAUACUUUCCGAGGCAUAUCAAGAGACAGUUUGCCAACACGACGACUCCUGCUAGCGAAGCCUCGUCUUCAACCUCAAGGCCGCCCCCGAUCCCCGUGCCGGAGACCUCAUCAUUCUCAUCCUCGGCCUCGUCGUCUUCGGCCCAGGAAUUGACAGCCUCGAGGCAGCCUACCAGCAUAGAUGAGUUCUUCAGCACUCUGAGUGAUGCAUUGACUACCGACUCGACCCCCUUCAGCCAAAGGCCCGCAACAUCGGGGGCAGGAAGAAGCUCUGCAACUGGAGACGUGACCCCGAUCAUCGUCCCAAGCUCUGCUUCACCUCCUUCGACGGCUGUCAAGCCCGGUUCAGUGUCAGCCCUUACGACCUCCCAGAACUCGACCUCAGCUGCCACAUCAGAAUCCGUCACAUCGCCCGGUUCCACCUCGGGCCCGGCUGGUACACCGGAGUCUUCCUCGGCAUCCGAUUUCACGAGCGCGGUAGCAACAUCUCGGGCUUCCACCGCUACCUCGAACACCGGGUUGAUCCCGGAGACCACCAUCCUCCCAACAACGGCUACUUCGAACACUGGUUUGAUCCCGGAGACCACCAUCCUUCCAACCACCGCAAGUCUGAGCACUGCGGAAUCGGCUGUCACUCCCAGCAUCACUUCCUCUGCUAGCUCGUCUGGUAUUCUCAUCGCUCCCACCGGUGUCGUGACCCCGACAAGCUCGAGCUCGACCGAGGACCCUGUGUUUGAUGGCAUUGGCACAUUAAUCAGUAGCAUCGUUUCCUCGGUUUCGACGGUCUUGCAGCCCAAUGGCACCGCUCCUGUCACGACCACCCCUAAUACAUCCGUUGACGUUGCUACAACCCCCGUUGACAUUGCUUCGACCACCGCCUCUGAUACCCUUAGCCCGACCACUGCGGUUGUCUCUACCACAGGGCCAGUAACUUCAGUUCAAACCCUGCCCCCCGUGUCCACCCCCACCGCGAAUGGAACUGUUACUUCCCCACCCGUAGAUUCGCAGACAACUGUCUUGCCGACGACAACCCCCGGGCUUUCCUCGGACACUAUUGUCACAAGCCCGGGUGUUACGGCGAACAGCACACAGGUUCCUACUACGGUCCCCACCACGAUCCCGACUACGCAGCCUCCUGUUACCGAGCCGACCAUUACUCCCACAGUUCUGCCACCCAGCCCGAACAACACUGUUCCGAGCAACACGACGACGCAGCUGCCACCUACUCAGGCUCCUACGCUCACUCAGUUGCCAACCACUACCACUAGCCCUGCUCUCACUACUCCCGCUACUACUCCCUCUGUGGCACCCACCUCGGCGACGAGCAGCGCCAACUCCAAUGACGACUGGCUCCCGACCACCAUCAUCGUACAGGCGCCUCUUCCGUCCACAACGGGCUCCUCAACGAACGCUCCGUCAUCUGCCCCCACUGUACUGCCAUCUGAUCUGCCUAAGAUAAUCAACCCAUCUGACGACAUCACGGAGCCACUGGGUCCUGAUAUGAUGGAGAUUCAGGUUGCUUUCAAGUUCGCGCUGAACUACAGGUUCAUUACCAACGAGAAUCCCAAUGCCGGAGCUCAGAUCUUUGAGUAUCUUCCCAAGUCGCUAAAGUACAUGGAGGGAUUGACCGAGGAGCAAAAGAAGAGGCUUCAAGUUCUCCGAGUUGUUCCCCUCAACACGGAGCAGCAGCUCGGAUACGUCACUUCUGUUGCCAUCGCCACCUGGCCCAAGGCUUUUUUCCCUCAGCUGCGUCUGGACGUGAAGACGCCCUUUUCGCAAUUUUACCAGAACACUAGCAACGGCAUGCUUGCCCACAAUCUGACGAUGUUGGUGAACCCGGCUAUCGACAUCCUCCCUGGAGCUACUCUUGACGGGAAGCCUGCUGGUGCAGGUUCCGGUACCGGAGGUAACGGUUCGAACGGUCCCAACGAUGUCUUCAACAACGACAACAACAGCACCAACCAGUCAGCCACUCAGCGCGGAACUGUAGCUGGUAUUGCAUUUGGUGCUGUUUCGCUCGCGGCCGCGUACGGCGCUGCCAUGUUCAUUGUUGCGCGUCGGUACAAGAAGAAGAGACAGGCACACCGUCGCUCAAGCUCCGUUGCUACACCCUCCGAGAUGCGGCAGUCCGGCAGCCCUGCCUUGAUGGGUGGUGCACUUCUCAGCCGCGACUUUACUCAUUACGGUGGGGUCAUGGGGCCAGCUGGUGGGCGUGAGAGCCACGGCAGCAAUGGUAGUGGCAGGAGCGCGGGCAACUCUGCUCGAACUGCUGGCAUCUCGGCGCCCGUUGCACAGGAGAACUCACUCGGCUGGAACUGAUCGCAAUGCCAUUGUUAUCAAGCGCACUUGCAUAUGAAAUCAUUACGCCGUUUCCGACUACGGUUUACGCUACUCGCCAUACCCACAUCCACUGCCCACGCACCUUUUAUUUUGUCUCUUGACUUUUUUUCAACUUCGAUACCCCUCGGGAGGUCAUUGUUUUGGAUUAUUGCAUACGACCAGCCUUGUGUUUCAGUGCUGCUUUUCAGUGGAACUGCGCCGGUUUUUGGCUUAUGGACAUCUGUGUGCUGAUCUGUCGCCAUCUUCUGUUUUUGGAUGCUUCCAAUUUUCUCUUCAAGAUCUUCACCGAACCGUUUUGUCUUCUAGCGGAAUGGCUCUCUUUUUUAUUUAUAAGAUUCCUCGCCGGUUCGCGAUUGGACCCAGGAAGCUACAGCCCUGCAACCCUAUUGUACUCUUCCUAUACGCGGGUACAAGGUGACUUUUGGCUUGGACGCCCUUUUUAAUCUCUAUUGUUUUCUUCUUGUACUUGGUCUCUUGAUUGGUCGGCUGGCAGUGUGUAGGUGUGUUGGACGAUCUACCUCAGGAUUUGUGGCGGAACAGAGCGAACGAGCUAUUUGGCCAAGAUUAUAUGUGUAUUGUGUGUUGGAUAUCAAGACAUGUCAGCGAGACGCGGAAAGCGAAAGGUACCUUAGCGAGGGGACUGGCAUGUACGAAGCAACGCGUCAAAGCCGUCCCUUCCCCCUUUCUGUCCAGCAGAUCAAAAUCCAAAAUCCACAUACUCCAAGGGACUGGUGGGAUUAUUGUUUGCUUCCUUUCUAGUCAUUUCGACUCUCUUUUCCUCGUUUAUAUAUUUUUCCUACCCUUGGACGGAGAACAAAAAAAAAUGGGAGGGUUUCUCAGAUAAAACACUGCCUUUGUAAAUAACGUGAUCGAGAUGUCAAGCGACUGAUCUCGCCAGUCUGCCCAAACAAAAAUCAAUUUUUUUUUAAAAAAAAAAGCAAAGAAAAGAAAAACAUCUUGAUUUCUUUCCGAGCGAUUUUCCCUUGUCUUUUUGUCAAC